AUGAAGCCCAACCGGAACUACGUGCUGGCCGAUGCGCGGCCCGACUCGCUGCCGACCCAAACGGGCGCCUUCAUCUCGGUCAUCAGCUGCUCCGUCAUCGUGCUGUCCUUCCUGCUCAAGCGCAAGUGGAGGCGCCACCCGAACCCGCUCAUCUACUGGAAGGCCGUGGUCGACUUGCUCUACGCGCUGCGCUUCCAGUACAGCUGGGAUGUCUACACGAACGCGCUGGGCUGCCGCGCGCUGGCGACGUUCACGCAGUUCUGCCUCUUCUCGUCCGAGUGCUGGUUCCUCUGCAUGUCAUUUAACCUUUACCAGUGCUCCACGAACCCCUUCACGAACCUCAAGCUGAACCUGCAGUGGUAUCACACCUUCUCGUGGGGUGUAGGCGCACUCUUCGCCGCGCUGCUCUGGGUCUCGAGCGUCGAGUUCGACCCCAAGGUCCACGCGGCCUGCUUCGUGGACGAGACGGUGGCCGACGAGCUCGUCAUGCACUACAUCGUGGUCAUCCUUGCGGUGCUGUGCGCGGUGGUGUUCGCAGUCUUGGAGACGCAGACGCACCCGUUCCGAGGCAUGAAGGAGGCGCUGGAGGCCAAGAAGGACGUCAUUCGCAGCGCCAGGAUCUUCACGGUGGCCUACAUCAUCUACCAGAUCAUCCUCAUCUCGUUCUGGCUCGCAGACGUGCUGUUUCUCGGCGACCACCCGCGCGCGCUUCACUUAGUACGCGAUGCAUCGUCCUUCCUCCAGACGGCGAAAGGGCUGAUCGAUUUAGUGAUUUGGGUGGCCAUCAACGGCUACCCGCAUGUGGACUGCCGCGCGCGCGAGACUUUCGACAGCGACCGCUACAGCGACGUCGACAUCGAUCUCCAGCCGCAGCUCAACGUCGCGCUACGCAAAGAAGUGCUCCACUUCACGACAAGAGGCAUCGUAGCAGCGUCGUCGAACACUCCGAUGGUCACGGACGGCCGACGCGUGGUGCACCUGCGCCUGCAUGAGCUUGGCAUGACCGUGUGCUUCGACGACUACAGCCCUUCGUCGUUCCGCGAUAUCCGACAGGGCUUCGGCAUCAACGAGACCCUCUACAGGAAAGCGUUCCUAGCCACAUGCCACGAAAGACUCGAGUCUGGGGGAUCCAGCGGCGCCUUCAUGUUUUACACGGCCGACUACUCAUUUUUGGUGAAGUCAGUGACAACCAGCGAACGCAAUGUGCUGCUGGAUAUGCUCCCAGCGUACAUUCGCCACAUGAAGCUGAAUCCAGAAUCGCACUUGACGCGGUUCUACGGUUGCCACUCCAUCGAGAUGUAUGGCCAAGUCUUUAGCUUCGUGGUCAUGGGGAAUGUCAUGGGCCGGACGAGCAUGCAUCAGUUUUUCGACAUCAAGGGAUCGUGGGUUGACCGCAACGCGCCGGCGAUUCCUCCAGGAAAGACCGUGAUCUGCACGUACUGCAGCAACGCUUUUCAGUACGGUACAAACGAGAGCUGCGAGUACAGCCUUCGCGGCAAUCAUUUGCCCCACAUUGUGCUGAAAGACAACGACUUUCACCGCAAGCUACGUGUUCCAUCGGACAUCGCUCAAGCGCUUGUCCGGCAACUCGACAGUGAUAGCAACUUCUUGCGAGAACAAGGCAUUAUGGAUUACAGCUUGAUGCUGAGUGUGCACAACACGAAAUACGUUGUAGAGCACACGGCUACGGAUGCCAGACUGCAGUCGCCGACGAAGCGCAAGGUGAAUUACCCAGUGUGUCAUCCCGACAGCGACACCUUCUUGUCGAUUGCUACGGAUGGUGCGGAACCUACGGAAGGCUCCAGUGACGAAGAUUUGGACGAGGUGGAGUCUGGGAAUCGACGAAAGUUCAACAGAAAUUGCCGCUACUCAGUGGUGAACCAGCUCGACGACAGCACUGUAACGAUCCAAGAUGACACGCCACUGUUAGGGCGAUCAAUGCGCCGCUACAACUCGGUGUCGUAUGGUCCGGCUGAUAUGAGCUCCCAUACGUUCGAUGACUCACAGUGGAUCGGAACCAGGACUGUUGACAAGCGUGGCUACCAGGCGUGUGUUGUUGUUGGACCGGACUACUACACGCUUGGUGUAGUUGACAUGCUCCAAACGUGGACAUGGCGCAAGAGAUUGGAGCGCUUGUGGAAGACGCUGGUGCUCCGUCAUGACGGCUUGGGCAUCUCAGCAGCCCCACCUAAGCUGUACGCCCAGCGCUUCCAGCACAAAAUGCGCGACAUUCUGAUGGUAUCAUCAGCGUCAGUUAGUAUUGACUCCAACUAA
Messenger RNA from Phytophthora sojae, 2274 nucleotides. Its product is annotated as phosphatidylinositol-4-phosphate 5 kinase-like protein. The record is from RefSeq and is a predicted model, not a curated record. Gene Ontology annotation, biological process: cell surface receptor signaling pathway; G protein-coupled receptor signaling pathway; phosphatidylinositol metabolic process. Gene Ontology annotation, molecular function: G protein-coupled receptor activity; phosphatidylinositol kinase activity. Bases 1 to 2274 code for a protein of 757 amino acids. Gene Ontology annotation, cellular component: membrane. Lineage: Eukaryota; Oomycota; Peronosporomycetes; Peronosporales; Peronosporaceae. The transcript has 3 exons.